Sabethes cyaneus is the source of this 1389-nucleotide messenger RNA. RefSeq names its product insulin gene enhancer protein isl-1 (gene tup). The coding region runs from base 1 to 1389 and encodes 462 amino acids. Gene Ontology annotation, biological process: neuron fate specification; positive regulation of transcription by RNA polymerase II; axonogenesis. The record is from RefSeq and is a predicted model, not a curated record. NCBI's taxonomy places the organism in Eukaryota, Metazoa, Arthropoda, Insecta, Diptera, Culicidae. The transcript has 8 exons. Gene Ontology annotation, molecular function: DNA-binding transcription factor activity, RNA polymerase II-specific; cis-regulatory region sequence-specific DNA binding. Gene Ontology annotation, cellular component: nucleus.
AUGGUAAUGGCAGAGAUAGGUGGCCCCUUGGCACACCAACUGAACCCUCUGCAGAACCACCGGGGAGGAUUGGUGCAGCCGUCGCUGGUCAUGAACCAUCACCUGGACCCGCUGGACAACGGGGGCGGAACGUGUCAUACGCCGAAUAUACUACCAAAAAAGGAACGUCUCUCGCUGUGCGUCGGUUGUGGCGGUCAGAUUCACGACCAGUACAUCCUGCGAGUGGCGCCGGACCUCGAGUGGCACGCAGCGUGCCUCAAAUGCCAAGAGUGCCGGCAAUUCCUGGACGAAAACUGUACCUGCUUCGUGAGGGACGGCAAAACGUACUGUAAGCGAGAUUAUGUUAGGUUAUUUGGUGCCAAAUGUGAUAAGUGUGGAAACUUCUUUAGUAAAAACGACUUUGUGAUGCGGGCGAAAACGAAAAUCUACCACAUAGAGUGCUUUCGGUGCUCCGCCUGUACGAGGCAAUUGAAUCCGGGUGAUGAAUUUGCGCUGCGUGAUGGAGGUUCCCUGUACUGCAAGGAAGACCACGAUAUUCUGGAAAAAUCAACCCACAACAGUCUGGUGCAAGGCGUUGAGCCUAACAACAACAUCAGCAGCAACACCAAUCAGAAUAGCAGCAGUAACAAUAACAACAAUAACAACAACAACACUAGUUUAAGCAAUAACAAUCACUCGAGCGAACUUGGGUCGAUGUCGGACUCCGGGAGCGAAUCUGGCUCACACAAGAGCAUGCGAGGUAAGGGACCCAGUGGUCCCUCUGACGGAAAACCAACCCGAGUGAGAACGGUGCUCAACGAGAAGCAACUGCAUACCUUAAGAACGUGCUACAACUGCAAUCCCCGGCCCGAUGCACUGAUGAAAGAGCAAUUGGUAGAGAUGACCGGUCUGUCGCCACGCGUCAUACGAGUCUGGUUCCAGAACAAGCGCUGCAAGGACAAGAAAAAAACAAUCCAGAUGAAGCUGCAGAUGCAACAGGAGAAGGAAGGUCGAAAACUUGGCUACGGGCUGCAGGGAAUCCCGAUGGUUGCCAGCUCUCCGGUGCGACACGAUUCACCGCUGAACCUGCACGGGCUCGAGGUUACCGCCUAUCAGCCCCCGUGGAAAGCGCUGUCCGAUUUCGCGCUGCAUUCCGAUUUGGACAACAAUGGCGCGAUAAACACCCACACACCCGCAUUCCAGCAUCUAGUCAAUCAGAUGCACGGCUACGACGUAGGUGUCGACGGAGGCGGUGGUGGCGGUGGCGGAGGCGGUAUGCCCCCGAUGCCACCGCAAGGACAGGGUCCACCGCUCGUGUCUAACAUGGACGUCAGUGGUCACCAUCCCGACAGUACGGAUUCCUACGUGACAUAUCUGGAGAGCGACGACAGCAUACAGGGCAGCCCGUAA